GGCCCUCUCAUCACUGGAGCUGCGAUAGAAGCAUAAUGGGCUGCGGAUGAGCACUGGAGAGAGAAAGGAGAGAAUGUAUACAAUGGCGUUGGAAACACGGAUGAGACUUACUUCAUGGAGUGGGCAGGGAACGGGGGACGGUCCAUCUUCUGCAGUAGAAUGCACAGCAAUUUCCGCAGACCAUCUGGUCUCAAUUGAAACAAUCACAAAACGAAACACUUACCUUUGUGGUGUCCAGCGGGAGAAGACCCAUGGGCCCUGCACGUACACGACAGGUAUGAGCGCAAGCAAACGCCGGCUCCCUAGCAAGCAGCUAGGCCCAGGAGAUCUCGCCUGGAGGAGGCUUCCGAUGUGGGUUUGAAGGCUGAUGGCCGGUCCUCACAUGCAGAAACUGGCACUGGUCUCCGUACUGGCAGUGACCGCUGGCCAUGUAGUAGCGGCACACAUUCCUCUUUGGCCCGCGGUGCAUGGUAGCACCGUCGGCCCCCGCGGCCCCUAGCUUCUUGCCUCCGG
Geodia barretti is the source of this 513-nucleotide messenger RNA. NCBI's taxonomy places the organism in Eukaryota, Metazoa, Porifera, Demospongiae, Tetractinellida, Geodiidae. The record is from the annotation of a GenBank genome assembly.